Molecule: messenger RNA, 1346 nt
Organism: Ostrinia nubilalis (European corn borer)
Lineage: Eukaryota; Metazoa; Arthropoda; Insecta; Lepidoptera; Crambidae
Gene: Mvd
Product: diphosphomevalonate decarboxylase
Exons: 1
Coding region: 88-1263 (391 amino acids)
Biological process (GO): isoprenoid biosynthetic process; isopentenyl diphosphate biosynthetic process, mevalonate pathway
Cellular component (GO): cytosol
Molecular function (GO): ATP binding; diphosphomevalonate decarboxylase activity
Source: RefSeq, a predicted model, not a curated record
GCUCGCUCUACACUUUUUUGAUUGUGGAGCAGUGUUGUUUUCGCUACAAAGCAAGUGAUAACUAUUUAAAUUCAUUGAAUCCAGAAAAUGAGCGGAAUUAUUACAGUGGUGGCACCGGUCAACAUAGCUGUCAUAAAAUACUGGGGCAAACGCGAUGAAGAAUUAAUAAUCCCGUUGAACGAUUCCGUUAGUGUUACUUUGGACACGAAUGUGAUGUGUGCAAAAACUUCCGUAUGCGUGAGUCCCGACUUCACAAAUAAUGAAAUUUGGUUGAAUGGACAGAAAGAGUCUUUUACUAGCCCACGUUUGCAAAACUGCCUAAGAGAAAUUAAGUUGAGAGCCGUUGCCGAGCGCAGUGUUGAUGAUGUUUUUUUGUCGUGGAAAAUUCAUGUCUGUUCUGAAAAUAACUUUCCAACUGCAGCAGGAUUAGCAUCAUCUGCCGCUGGAUACGCCUGUUUAGUUACAGCUCUGGCAAAACUUUAUAAAAUUAAAUCUGACGUCAGUUCUAUUGCAAGACUUGGUUCCGGCAGUGCUUGUCGGAGCGUUUAUGGAGGCUUCGUGCACUGGCACGCUGGUGUGAAAGCUGAUGGCUCAGAUUCUGUUGCUACUCAGAUAGUGGGCAGUUCCCAUUGGCCACAGAUGAGAGCUUUGAUCCUUGUUGUGGGUGAUGACAGAAAAAAAGUGAGCUCUACAAAAGGAAUGAAAAUAUCCAAAGAAACUUCUGAACUACUUCAUUAUCGCAUUGAAAAGUGUGUUCCCCGAAGGACAGAAGAAAUCUGUGAAGCAAUCAAAAAUAAGGACUUCUCUAAAUUUGCUGAAAUCACUAUGAAGGACAGUAAUCAAUUUCAUGCAAUUUGUCUGGAUUCAUAUCCACCUUUUGCUUACAUGACAGCAACUUCACUGAAGAUAAUAGAUUUUGUUCACAAAUAUAAUGAGAUUUGUGGGGAACCUAGAGUUGCUUAUACUUUUGAUGCAGGACCUAAUGCAUGUUUGUAUCUUCUAGAGGAAGAAGUUUCUAAAGUUCUGGGUUUGAUUCAGUAUCUUUUCCCCACAACAAUAAGUGACAGUUUUAUCAAGGGCUUGGAUACUAAAGCAACACCAGCAAGUGAAGAAGUGUUGCAAAACUUGUCAUUGCAGCCUGAGGCUAAGGAUUCAGUAAAGUAUGUAAUCUAUACUAAGGUUGGUGAUGGACCUACAGAAGUAACUGAUGGAAGCUCUCUACUAAAUGAUGCUGGGUGGCCAGUGAAUCCUGUUAUUGAAUAAUUUUCCAUCUCAGUAUUAUGUAGUCAUUACUUUGGUAUUUGUGUUAGAUUUUAAGAUUGUGGUGGUCUGUUGUAUAGCUUUAU